AUGUGUCUUUCAUCUUUAACAGUAUCUUUCGCAGAUACAGGAGACCUGUCAGGGAAAGUCUUCACCUUUCCAGAAAAGGGAAGCACAGCUUAUGUGAGACUUACCCCAUCCUCCACCAAGAUCCUGUACUCCGCCACCUUCUGUCUGAGGCUGAGAAUGUUUGUCAACUGGAUUCACAGUGUGAAGAAGUCACUCAAGGCUGGGGGAUCCAUUGCUGGAACAUCCAUCAUACUAGGCCAACAUCAGGGUAGUUAUGGAGAAAGGUUCGAGUCUAGUCAGGCCUUUGUGGGACAGAUCAAAGAUGUGCACAUGUGGGACCAUGUCAUUUCAACAUGUGCUAUCAAGAGCUACAUGCAAGGCCUGGUCCACAGUCAUGGUAAUAAUCUUAGCUGGACAAAGUUGGGUUUCUCUAUUCAUGGACAGGUGCUGUUAGAGGACUAA
This is a messenger RNA of Alosa alosa (allis shad), 441 nucleotides long. RefSeq names its product serum amyloid P-component-like. NCBI's taxonomy places the organism in Eukaryota, Metazoa, Chordata, Actinopteri, Clupeiformes, Clupeidae. The transcript is spliced from 2 exons. Bases 1 to 441 code for a protein of 146 amino acids. The record is from RefSeq and is a predicted model, not a curated record.